Molecule: messenger RNA, 2517 nt
Organism: Guyanagaster necrorhizus
Lineage: Eukaryota; Fungi; Basidiomycota; Agaricomycetes; Agaricales; Physalacriaceae
Product: gamma-adaptin
Exons: 13
Coding region: 1-2517 (838 amino acids)
Biological process (GO): intracellular protein transport; vesicle-mediated transport
Cellular component (GO): Golgi apparatus; AP-1 adaptor complex; membrane coat
Source: RefSeq, a predicted model, not a curated record
AUGGUCUACCACAAUCUCAAAGCCCUCAUCAAGGGCAUCCGGUCGUGCAAGACCGUGGCCGACGAGAGGGCUCUGAUUCAGCAAGAGUCAGCAGCUAUUCGCGCGUCCUUUCGUGAUGAGGAUUCAUAUGCUCGGCACAACAACAUCGCCAAACUCCUCUACAUCCACAUGCUGGGCUCGCCGGCACAUUUCGGACAAAUAGAAUGCCUCAAGCUUGUAGCGAGCCCUCGUUUUGCAGAUAAGCGUCUUGGUUAUCUGGGUAUCAUGCUGCUACUGGAUGAGAAACAAGAGGUGUUGACAUUGGUAACGAAUUCCCUUAAGAAUGACAUGGCACAUUCCAAUAUGUAUGCGGUCGGGCUGGCACUCUGCACAUUCGCCAAUAUUGCUUCCGAAGAAAUGUCGCGCGAUCUGGCCAAUGAGAUAGAAAAGCUUUUGGGUUCUAGUAACACGUACAUACGCAAGAAGGCGGCACUAUGUGCUCUGAGAGUUAUCAAGAAAGUCCCCGACCUAACCGAUCACUUCGUCUCCAAAGCUAAGAACCUCCUGACCGACCGUAAUCAUGGUGUCCUGCUUUCGUCAAUAACGUUGAUAACUCAAAUGUCUCAAACCGAUCCUUCCGUUCUCAAUGAAUUCCGAAAUGCUGUCCCAAUCCUUGUUCGAACCCUCAAGUCAUUAGUCACAACAGGCUACAGUCCUGAGCAUGAUGUGUCUGGAAUCGCGGACCCUUUUCUUCAAGUCAAAAUACUACGUCUGUUGCGUCUCCUAGGCAAAGGUGACGAGCAUGCGAGUGAUACGAUGAAUGAUAUACUGGCGCAGGUCGCCACAAACACAGAUUCCACAAAGAAUGUUGGAAAUUCUAUACUCUACGAAACCGUGCUGACAGUCUUGGAGAUUGAAGCUGAUACGGGAUUGCGCGUUAUGGCCAUUAAUAUUCUAGGGAAGUUCUUGAGCAAUCGAGAUAACAACAUUCGUUAUGUUGCUCUCAACACACUGAAUAAGGUGGUAUCAAUGGAUACCAAUGCCGUCCAACGUCAUCGAAACAUUAUCCUUGACUGCUUGCGUGACGCUGAUAUUUCUAUUCGACGUCGCGCAUUAGAAUUAUCUUAUGCUCUCAUUAACGAACAAAAUGUUCGGGUACUAGUCAGAGAGCUGUCGGCGUUUUUAGAAAUUGCAGACGACGAGUUCAAGAUUGGGAUGACUACCCAAAUUUGCCUGGCUGCGGAGAGAUUCGCUCCGAGUAAACGAUGGCAUAUUGAUACCGUUCUGCGUGUGCUCAAACUCGCCGGCAACUUUAUACGCGAGGAAGUCUUGUCGGCGUUUAUCAGAUUGGUGGCGCACACACCAGAACUUCAAGCCUACACGGCCUCACGAUUGUAUAGGGCUUUGAAGGACGAUAUAUCUCAAGAAUCGCUGACACUCGCUGCCUCUUGGAUCAUUGGAGAAUACAGUGAAAUUAUAAUAGAAGGUGGUCUUGUCGAUGACGAUGUGACAAAGCUGGUCACGGACACAGAACUUGUUGAUUUGCUGUUGUCUAUUCUUGAUUCGCCGUAUGCUCACUAUCUAACACGACAAUACGUUCUUUCCGCAAUAACUAAAAUGGCGGCACGACCUACGACCUCCACCGCACAGCAAGAACGUAUAUCCGAAGUUCUUACACAAUAUACCACAAGUCCUGAACUUGAGCUGCAGCAGCGUGCGGUAGAGUUUGCUAGCUUGUUCAAUCUCGGUGAGCUAAGAGAAGGUGUACUGGAACGAAUGCCGCCUCCAGAGCUCAAGGCCACCAUCAUGGGAGUCGUGAGCGAAAAUAAGCCUGUUGGGUCGACGGAGUCGCGGAAUCUUCUAGGGGACGAACCAGCGUCACCCGUCAAUGGACUUUCCGCGUCGUCUGCGCCCAAUGAUCAGCAGCUUAUUGCUGAGAUCUUUGGUUCAUCAGGUGGAAGCUCCACGCCUUCAGCAAGCGCGUCACCUAAGCCGAUUUCACAACGAACAACGAUAGAUGACAUUCUCGGAUUAUUCGGGCCGAACAACGGCACGACAACUUCAACGCCUACUGUACCAUCUGCUUCUCCUUCCCUCGUCUCCACUCCCUCCCUAUUUGAUAGCCCUGCAUCGCCACCGCCUCAGGCCCCGGCUCCUCAUCCGCAACCUGCCUCUCAUCUCACCUCAUACACUGCGUACGAUAGGAACGAGCUUAAGAUUACGCUCACGCCUCAAACAUCUCCAACGAAGCCUGGAGUAGUCCUCAUACUUGCUCGAUUCCAAGCGACGGGAGGUGAUGCAGUGACCGGUCUCACAUUCCAGGCUGCCGUUCCGAAAUCACAGCAGCUGCAAAUGCAACCAAUGUCGAGUCCACACGUGAAUCCUGGGUCAGCAGAAACUCAGCAAAUGCGCGUGAUAUGUCCACCUGGUAGCAAUGUACGGUUACGUCUGCGUGUCUCGUACACCCUUGUUGGCCGCCCCGUACAAGACCAGGUCGACUUUUCUGGUUUCCCUCCGAGUUUGACGGGUGGUUCAUAG